AUGGAGAUUAUUUGCGCCGGCUUUUCGAAAACUUCGUCGAAGAGUUGUUCUUCUUGUCUAAGGACUCUUGGGUACAAAGUUGCCGAUUAUUUCGAAACCUGUCAGUUUCUUUCGGACAUCUGGCUCGAUUACUUGGAAGGAAGGUGUUCAAUUCAUAAAGUCAUCGAUGAAUACAAGAAAUACGGCUUUCAAGCUAAUCAAGACUUUCCCGGCAACAUGUACUGGGAAGAACUGUACCACGCUUCCCCAAAUGCAAAAGUCAUCAUAACCAUUCGAGACAACGCCGAAGUCUGGCACCAGAGCCAGUUCAAUUUCAUGCGUCAAGAAUUUCAGCGCCUCGGAAAUCCAGGUUUUUGGCUUUAUCAACGCUUCACGAACUUUGGUUGGACAAGCCCCAGGAUGAAUAAUAUACGAAAAAUUUUCCAGAUUGUUUCGAACGAAAAAUUUUUCCGGACAAAUGAGCCGGUAAAAUGGUCUCCUGCUGAUUGGAAAAUGUUCACGUGGCAGCAGCAGCUUGAAUACAUGAAACCCUAUUGGGAGGCUGAAAAGGACAAAUAUGAAGCCCAAAUUCGACGAGUCAAGAAAGUUGUCCCAGAAGAUCGACUUCUUGUUUGGAAUAUCAAAGAAGGAUGGGAGCCACUUUGCAAAUUUCUUGGAAAACCCGUCCCUGACUUCCCUAUCCCAGAAACAGAAGGUAAACCAGAAAUGGACCAGGAGCUGUUCAACCAUGAGACCGAAUUGAUGGAAAAAGAACAAGAAAUCAAGGCUUUGCAAGAUCAAAAAGACCAACUUAUUAAACAACGACAAGCUGACGCAGAAGUGGAAGCGAUCGUGAUUUCCGAGCAGAUUGAUGAGCUACUCAAGAAGAAGAAAGAGAUCGAAGCUCAAGCAGCUGCGAGCUGUGCAUAUGGAAAAGAAGUCGUCGGACUGAUCGCUUCAGAUGAAAUCAACGGAAAAAUCGAAGAAUUCGAAACGCGAAACUUUGCCCGAGGCGUGUACUUUCACAAAGAUUUCAAACCAGAGGGCAAUUUCAUGGACGACGUGGCUAUGAUCGAACUUGAACGGGAUUUUCAGCUGACUGAGAAGCUUCAACCAGCGUGUUUGCCGGAAACGGACGUGGAUUACACUGGAAUGCAGUGCUUUAUUGCUUUGGUUUUUCGAUUGCUUUUAGAAAAACAAGAAUAA
Molecule: messenger RNA, 1185 nt
Organism: Oikopleura dioica
Lineage: Eukaryota; Metazoa; Chordata; Appendicularia; Copelata; Oikopleuridae
Source: the annotation of a GenBank genome assembly